AUUCACUCCAAAUGGCUCCAAGGAAAGAGAAAGGGCAAAGCUCAAGCACUAGAGCAAUCAUCCCGGGCUACGAGGACAUCCUCUUCGUGGACAACGAACAACGCACACGCUUCAUGUCCACAAUUGAAAGGCAAGUCAAACCUUCCCGCUUUUUAUGCCUUCAUGCUCUAAAGGAAUUAGGAGUAUACAAAAUAAUGAAGAAAUUUUUUCAUGAGUUGCAUAUGGAUAAAAUUUUCAAAAUGCAAUACAACUCAAAUGAAAAAAUUAUCUAUGAAUUCCUAAGCUCGGUGCACUUUGAGAACAAUGAAGAGGACUUUAGGGAUGAUAAACUCAGGUUUCGAUUGUUUAAUCACAAUCACACCAUCACGAAACUUGAGUUUGCCGAACACUUUGGUAUUCCGGUCCCGUACCAAAAGUCUAUAUCCGACAAUACCGCCUUCGGCCACACCCUAUGGACCAAGAUGACCGGGGAGACCAAAUUUAGCUCCUCCCAACUCUACAUUAGUCAUGUCCAACAUCCAGUCCUACGCCUCUUUUUCAAAUUCCUUGCCAACUCCUUGCUUGGACGUCCCAACAACCAUCAUACAAGGAUGGGGGAUGUAUGCCUCAUCUCGGUAGACUUAUUCCGUAUCCACGUGGAUUUCAACCUCUGUAAUCUCACGUGGGCUCAUCUAAAGAAGGAAAGUGUGGCAAAAGGGUGCUAUCGUAGUGGGCGGGGUGAUUAUGCACUUGGCCACAAAGUUCGGGUAUACGGAUGACUCUCCUAUACCCGACUACUGUUUAAUGAACAUAUCUUGGCUGGGCCACUCGGGCUGUACAUCUUUUUCACACACCGUUUAUGGUGAAGAAAGGCCCAAAAAUAUGUACAACUGGCACAUCCACCCCAAACCCCUCAAAUACUUCCUCUUGCCCAACCCAGAACUCCCCCAACUCCACUUCAAAACAGGCAGACCGGAUCAACAUUACCUCUUCCCAAACGCUCUCCCACCACAUCUCCAAGAACCGGAACAGGAACCUCCCCAAAACCAACCCGAUGACGAGCCCUAUGAGCAACUCCAUAGCCAUCCAACCAUGAGCCAUGACUUCCCAGAACAAAGCCAAAACCCUCCACCACCCGACUACUGUUUAAUGAACAUAUCUUGGCUGGGCCACUCAGGCUGUACAUCUUUUUCACACACCGUUUAUGGUGAAGAAAGGCCCAAAAAUAUGUACAACUGGCACAUCCACCCCAAACCCCUCAAAUACUUCCUCUUGCCCAACCCAGAACUCCCCCAACUCCACUUCAAAACAGGCAGACCGGAUCAACAUUACCUCUUCCCAAACGCCCUCCCACCACAUCUCCAAGAACCGGAACAGGAACCUCCCCAAAACCAACCCGAUGACGAGCCUUAUGAGCAACUCCAUAGCCAUCCAACCAUGAGCCAUGACUUCCCAGAACAAAGCCAAAACCCUCCACCACCCGACUUCUUUCAACAACUUCUGGAGGGUCAACAACAACUUCUUACGGGAAUAGCCCAAAUGGACAACCGGCUCAAUCGAUUAGAGGAAGAGCAAAGAGCCGGUUUUCAAAGAUUGGAGGAUGAGCAAAGGGCCGGCUUUCAACGUUUGGAGGAGCUCCGGGAGGCCGAUAGACACCGGUAUGAGGAAGACCAACAUAGGUUCUACGGGCUUAUGUACUCAUUUAUGGCACAGCAGGGAUCCUUCCAUACCAUGGCGAACCCUCCUCCACCACCCUCAUGGUAUGACCCCACUCAUUGGGGUAACUUUGGAGGAUCUGGCUCCGGUGGUGGAGGGUACGACGGCGGAGAUGGCGGGGACACUUACAUGGGAGAUGGUGGCCAAGGGAGCGGCUUUGGAGGGAGCUACUACGGAGGAGAAGGUGGGCACUAGGGACAAUGCUUGAUUCAAGUGCGGGGGAGACACUCAUGAUGUGACUCAACCGGAGGUGGAAGCUCAAAUCCCAACCCCACCACCGGUCAUUCCCG
Messenger RNA from Cuscuta europaea, 1985 nucleotides. NCBI's taxonomy places the organism in Eukaryota, Viridiplantae, Streptophyta, Magnoliopsida, Solanales, Convolvulaceae. The record is from the annotation of a GenBank genome assembly.